AUGGGUGGUCUUAACUUGGAGGUCUUCAAGUUCGGAAUGUACAUCAUGUUCCCCAUCGGAAUCAUGUACUACUUUGGCACCAACCUCGACUCGAGAUUCUCCGUCCCCGAGUUCUGGCCCAAGCCCGAGAACGCAAACAGGAUCCCGCUCGAGAGGGACGAGAUCGAGGCUGAGCUGCAGCGGUUGAGGGCUCGGAGGUUGUAUCUUAGGGAGAAGAGGUUGGGGGAGCAGGGGGGGCAGCAGCAACCACGGGAUCAGCAGGAGUAAGAGGUUGGAGGGGGAAGGUAUGAUAUGUGUAUGAUCGAGGGCAUGGUGCGCAUUUUUGGGCGUUUGGGUUAUAUCAAAACACUCUCUGCUUUCUUUGGUUCGGGACUGGUUGGGGUGGGGGGAAUUGAUUGUGUUGUACAUUUUCCAUGUUAAAAUACAAGUCUAUAUACACAAGAUGG
This is a messenger RNA of Podospora pseudopauciseta, 446 nucleotides long. RefSeq lists its product as uncharacterized. Gene Ontology annotation, biological process: mitochondrial respiratory chain complex IV assembly. The record is from RefSeq and is a predicted model, not a curated record. Lineage: Eukaryota; Fungi; Ascomycota; Sordariomycetes; Sordariales; Podosporaceae. Gene Ontology annotation, cellular component: mitochondrion; mitochondrial inner membrane. The transcript is spliced from 2 exons. Bases 1 to 267 code for a protein of 88 amino acids.